This is a messenger RNA of Akanthomyces muscarius, 207 nucleotides long. RefSeq lists its product as uncharacterized. NCBI's taxonomy places the organism in Eukaryota, Fungi, Ascomycota, Sordariomycetes, Hypocreales, Cordycipitaceae. The transcript is spliced from 2 exons. The coding region runs from base 1 to 207 and encodes 68 amino acids. The record is from RefSeq and is a predicted model, not a curated record.
AUGUUUGCUCUCUCGAGACCUGGCCAGCUGCGUAGUUGCUGUGCAGUGCUCUUCUGCGACAGAUCGGCGGAAGCGAUUACGGAGGAACCCAGUGGCAUUGCUAAAAGUGUACUGGUCUUGAAGUCGAAUAAUUUCCUGUAUUCCACAGUCUUGCUGCGUGAAUUGUCGCUCUGCAGUCAAUACAGCCGUCUCAGCCAGCUUGCAUAA